CUUCAGCCUCUGGUCUAGGCCGCAGCGGCCUACGCGAGAGCCGAAUGCCCGAAUGGGGUCCGGCGCGGCGCUGCCGCUGCUGAGGCCGCUCGCGCUGUGCUUCUUAGUGCUGCCGCUUGCCCCGUCCACGACCGUGCAGACGCCGGGGCCCUCCGUCCUGGCAACCAGCACUGAUGGAGCGGCGACGGGGCCGCAGCCCGAAGGACUCUCUAGCUCUGCGCCGACCGCGGAGACAACCCCUUGGCCCCCUGAACCCAGCCUGGGCCCUUCCGCCUCGGAAUCCAGCCGGAGCACCAGCAGCCCAGUAGAGACCCCCGGGCCCAGCCCCGCAGGCACCCGCGGCACCUCCAGGCCAGCGAGCCCCUCUGCAACUCCCCAUCCCGGUAGCUGGCCCCAGCCGGUGAUGGACGUGGCCAAAUUGUGUGUCUGUGACCUGCUGGUGGACCAGUGCGACAUCAACUGCUGUUGUGAUCCCACCUGCACCGCUGCAGAUUUCAGCCUUUUCACAACAUGCUCAGUUCCUGUUGUCACAGGCGAGAGUCAGCUCUGCGGGCAGCAAGAAGCUCUUUAUUCAAUAGACACAUCAGCGCAGCCUCCCAAGAGGACAUACCAGUUAGCUGACAAAGUCAACCCCAGUGUUUUCUGCCUGCAAACCAUCAACUACAAAGCUGCGCUGACCUUCCAGCCUCCAGAAAUACCAACUUCGCAAAAUUUUGAUAGAUUGCUUCAGGACUAUGGUGGAAUUCACUUUAGCACCGAAACAGACCUUACAUCAAGUGCUGAAUCGGAAACCUGGAGGGCUGUUAAUGGCGCUGAAACCAGCAGAUAUGAGUACAGAGAUCCGAUACAGACAGCAGAUGGGUUUCUGUGGCUCCCUGCUCCCCUCUUCUCCUCCCAGUGUGCCGACAGUAAUCCCGCAGGGUUCCUGGUAAAUCAGGCUGUGAAAUGCAACAGGAUGAUCCAGGCAGACGAGUGCACCACCAUUCCAGCUCUCAGCAUGCAGUUCUAUACCAAUUCUAGCAUUCUGGCUGUACCAAAGUCCAAUCGAACGGUGAAGGUCACCAUCCAGUCCACAACCGUGCAGCUCCUGGAAGGUCUGCGGACACGCCUGGCGAGUAGUGCUGUGCUGCUCCCAACGUUGCAGGAUCAGACCUGCAACAAUGUGGUUCUUGGGGCCAGGUAUCUGAUUACUUUCACAGAGGCAGGUGAAAUCGCCAGUGCAGCUGUGUCUCUUGUCCUGGCCACCGUUAACAUGACAGCUGGAUUCAUUCGGCAAAGCUUUGAAGUUCGUUUCGUUCAGCAAAACACUCAGCCUGUUAUUCUCAGUGGAAAUCCCGGCUAUGUAGUUGGGCUGCCAAUCAAAGCUGGAUUUGGAUCUCCUGGCUCUGGAAUCAUCCAGAGUAUGGAAGAAGAUGGCCAGCUCACCAUGUUGAGAAGCACGUCUACACAGGAUUGUUUAGCAGUGGAAGGAAUCAGAACUCCUGUGUUAUUUGGGUACAACAUGAUGUCUGGCUGCCAGCUACGAAUUACCAAAGAUGCCGAUUGCCUGCUUUUGGCCCCGGCACUCCUGAAUGUCCUGAAGGGGCAAAAAUUCCCAGACUCUGUGGCUGCUUUUGGAAAUUCUGAACCACAGAACAGACUGGACUGGGUGCAAAUUGUCUACAACAUCAGCCAACCAAGCAGCUGUGAAAUACCAGUGCGAUUUGAAAUCGAAGUGAAAUGGACUAAAUACGGCUCUUUGGUUAACCCCCAAGCGAAACUCACAAGCCUCACAGUGACAGUAGUGACAGCUGCCUUGCCUCAGGUCGAUUCAGGAAGUGAAAGAACCAUUCUGAUCUUAAGCACUGUUACUUUUGUCGAUAUAUCUGCACCUGCUGAGCCAGGCUACAAAUCUCGCCCAACCGUUGAGGCCAAAUUACCAUUUGACUUUUUCUUUCCGUUUGUUUAAAGAGAGGCGGCCGCUGAUCAGAUGUUGUCUCAUCAUUGUAUCAUCACUACUAAUCUCUCCUACUAAGAGCUUGGAAAAUGUAAUGGGACCCUUUGCUCCGGGGGGGGGGGGUUCAUUUCCUUUUUUCUACAGGGAGAGAAAACAGCGUUGACACACAGCUUGCCUUUGUCCCAGAAUGAGGAACAGCAGCUCCUGCAUCAAAUCCCCGCUCAACAAAGCAAUAUAUCCCUCACUCAUCUGCCAGUUUUGAGAUCCUCUGACGUACUCCAAAAUCCCCUGUGUUAGGGGAAAUUAGCUGCCAAGCAGGCCUGUGGAAUGCAAGCAUUGCAAGAGAUGGCAGGCUCCUUGCUGCAGCAAUGACCAUCGUCUUUCCAGAUGCCCUUUUUAAAGCAGAGAAUUAAAAGCUUUCCCAUAGAAAGCUAAAAACUCCAGCUGCCUGCUGGCCUCUGCACAGCAGGCCACAAAACGGUCCAGUCUGCUCGCUUGCCGGCACCUAUUAAAGAGGCCACAGCACGGAGUCUAGCAGACUUUCAUGUUCCAUAUUGUGCAGAUCUAACCUUUUCCAGGGGCCUGUGAUUUUGACAUGAAGGCAGUUGCCCACAUCAGAGGUGGUACAGGCAUUCCGGAAGGACUGUACCAUGUGGCAGAACACACAUAUUAGACGCAACUCCUGUGCGGCUGCUAAAAAACGGCAACACUGAGCACAAGAAGAGAGUUCACCUUCAAGGGGGCCCAGGGCUCACCGAGGCAGAUUGGAAUCCCUUUCCCCUGCACUGAAAGGAAGUGGGUGAGAUCUCAUCAAUACGAAUUGUUGUUAGGGGAGUAAUUUGCCUAUUGUGAGCUGGAAUAUGCAGCCUUAGGAAACAUUUUUGUAUUUUAACCUUAAAAUCAUUUUUGUUCUCCUAGUGUUUGUUUAACGAUAAGGACUAGAAACUCAAAAAUUGUACCAAACACACUUGGAGGCCACCUUUAUAAGCCUCAGUAGUUGUGCUUGGAGCCCAAGCUGCCCUCCCCACUGGAUGAAAGUGAGUUGAGGAAUAGCUGCUAGUUCUGGACCGCCGAGCCCUGGCUGGCGAGGAGGAAGUCUUUUAGAUGCUCCAAGGAAGUCUUCUAGAAACCAAAAGCCGAGCUCGUGGAACUGGAGAGGGUCGCUGACUUGGGCUUCAGAUCUGCAACUGGCAACUUCUGAAUCCGGCUGAUUCUUUAACAUGGAUUUGACUUUAUUAAAUAAUUUUUGCCAUUUUUUUUUAAACUGUACAGCUAUACAAUUAAAGUCGGGAAUAAUGA
Messenger RNA from Eublepharis macularius, 3235 nucleotides. It is a transcript of the gene TCTN1, whose product is annotated as tectonic family member 1. The transcript is spliced from 15 exons. Gene Ontology annotation, biological process: protein localization to ciliary transition zone; cilium assembly. NCBI's taxonomy places the organism in Eukaryota, Metazoa, Chordata, Lepidosauria, Squamata, Eublepharidae. Gene Ontology annotation, cellular component: MKS complex. The record is from RefSeq and is a predicted model, not a curated record. The coding region runs from base 53 to 1948 and encodes 631 amino acids.